AUGGGUCCAUCGUCCCGGGCUUCGCGUGUCGAUUGCGAGACGACCGAAACCGUGGUUCAAAUUCGGAAAAAGAAAAGAAGUGAGUGCCGGCUCAGUGUGUCACUUGGAGAAAACAAGAAGUCCGGGGCAGGGGAACUCUCCCAACCUACUCUCCUCUUCCCCACAGCCUCCAGUGUUACGCUCGGCCUUCUGCUGCGGUUCAAAUUUGAAUUUCAGCGCCGGGAACCGCGCGCAUGCGCGCGGGGCGGGGCGGGGCGGGGGCAGGGCACGCCUCUCCCCGCACCGGCGCUGGAUCACUUGGCCUUACCCGGGCUGGGAGGAUCCCAAGGGUGGCUUAGCCUUCUCAGAGAUAGUCCACCCCUGGCGGCGGAGAUGCGGAGAAAAGCUUCACUGGCCUGAGCAAGAACUUGCUAAGAAGUCUAUUCUAAAUGCAGAAGAGUCCUUGAUCAUUGACAGCAAAGGAAGCAUGUCACAUUUAUCUCCUGGAAUACUAAAGGACAUUUUCACAACUGGAACCAGUAGUUACAAUGUCCUACUACAGAGCAAAGAGGAGAAAAAGCAUCAUUCACAAAAACAGUCUUCCUCCACCUACUCCAAAAGAUGUAGAAAACCCAGCAAAUCUAGCUCUUCACGUAGUAAAGAUCUUCGCAAGAUGAAAGCCCCAGUGCCUGUGAUGAGCAGUGAUACUUGGUACUGCCUAGAAAGGCAGCCUGCUGUUUUUGUCACUAGUUCAAUGUCAAGUCCUGUAAAGUUUACACAUGAUAUCUCUGUUACAGGAAACAGCACAGUACUGCCACCUAAACCCAAAAAUGAAAGAAAGGUCAAGCGACGCCAUUUCUCCACUCUUCCAAAGCCAAAGCUGCAGCCUCAGCUGUCUAGAAGUUUUGAAAAAGGAGAUGACUUUUCUGGAAAGAAAUUUUGUAUACUGAGUGCUAUAAAGCCCACCAACUUGGAGAAAGAAAAAGUGAGAUUCUUUAAGUCUGACUAUACCUACAAUCCUCAGUUUGAAUAUGCUAAUCCUUCUCUGCCAAGUGUGUUAGCCAAGCACAGCAACGCCACUGACCGGUUUCUUAAGCAGUCCAUCAAUAUUAUGGAACUGACUUUACAAAAGUAUGGAAGCUAUGAAAAAUUUGAACAGGCCACCGGUGGUAGCCUGCUAUCUAAAACUCGAAUCUGGAGUCAUGUUAGGAAAUACAUGAUGAAAGAAGGCUGCAUGGGUGAGAUUGUAGUUCAUCUCACUGAGGACCUGCUUUCCCGAGCUUCCAUGACAGUAGUAAAUGGAUGUCCAACACUGACCAUCAAUGUUUGCACUGCACGUGAGCAUUGGCUGGAAGGAAUGCUCAGGCAUGAAAUAGGCACACAUUAUUUUCGAGGUAUUAACAACCUUCAGCAGCCAUGGAACAGUUGGACUGGCCGUAAAAAACAUGACCUAAAGCCAAACAAUCCCACAGAGGAAGGACUGGCAAGUAUUCACAGUGUCCUGUUUAGAAAAGACCCCUUUUUAUGGAGGGCUGCCCUCCUCUACUACACUGUUUAUCGAGCCAGCCACAUGUCUUUUUGUGCAUUAUUCAAAGAUAUUGGAAAGUUUGUCAAGGACCCCAAUACAAGAUGGGAUUAUUGUGUACGAGCCAAGAGGGGAUGGACUGAUACCUCCCAACCAGGGUGUUUCAGUAAAGACCAGGUAUACUUGGAUGGUAUCCUGCAAAUCCUCCGAUAUAGAGAGACUAUUGACUUUCAUCUACUGACAGCCCUGGGGAAGGUCUCUUAUGAAGAUGUGGAUCGCUUAAAAGGAUUGGCAGUUACUGAAAACAUGAGGGUCCCUCACUUUCUGCAGGACCAUGGCCGAUAUAUGGAACACUUAGAGAAGAUCAUGGAAGUGAAUGAACUGACUGACAGGGAACUGAAAGAUCUUAUAUAUUAAUUAGCAUUCUCGCAAACAUAGCUAAGCUAUACCUCCAUGUAUAUUGCCAAUUAGGUGCAGUUAGCACCAGCAGAUUUAUAAAAGGAGAAGGACUGUUUACAUGAGUUUUCUGAAGAAUGGUCUGCAGUACUCAGCUGAAUAUUUAGGUUAAGAACAAACUUUAAACUGUUUCCCUAAAAUGUUUCUGUAGCUACAGGGGAAAGUUACUCCUGUUUUCAUCUGAAUCUCAACAGAGUCAGAUGAAAAUACUGCUGAUGGGUGUUUUUGAGGAAUCUUGGUCAAAUUGAGUGAUAAACUUCUGCCUGAGCACCAAGACCAGCUCUUACUAGAGAUGGAAUUCCUGUGCUGUUCAAACUUCAAGGUAAUAUUUUAUUUAAUAAAUAAUGGUAGUUAUUGUCCUUUGAAAAAUUAGUCUGUGUUAUGCUCCCAAAAGCUAGAAAAUAAGAAAUUUAAGAUUUCUUAUUUUCUUAUAUGUUAAGUAAUGUUAAA
Messenger RNA from Mesoplodon densirostris (Blainville's beaked whale), 2410 nucleotides. RefSeq names its product microtubule associated tyrosine carboxypeptidase 2 (gene MATCAP2). The record is from RefSeq and is a predicted model, not a curated record. The transcript has 7 exons. NCBI's taxonomy places the organism in Eukaryota, Metazoa, Chordata, Mammalia, Artiodactyla, Ziphiidae. Bases 467 to 1921 code for a protein of 484 amino acids.